Chironomus riparius is the source of this 660-nucleotide messenger RNA. The record is from the annotation of a GenBank genome assembly. Lineage: Eukaryota; Metazoa; Arthropoda; Insecta; Diptera; Chironomidae.
AAAACUAAGGGUUAAUCAUUUUGAACUCUCUUUUAAAGUCAUCAAUUUUUAAAAAUUAAUUUCCAUUUUCACUCAGAUGCUCUUUAGAGCUAGAACGGAAAUGAAUAAGCUAAUUCUUGCAACGUUUGUAAUCCUCGCUUGUUCCUUACAAGCAGCACACUGUGGAGUAUGGAAUGAUUUUGUAAGCGAGACUGUUUAUGAAGUGAUUCAUAAUUUUCUGAAGGAAAAAUAUGCAGAUUCACCAGAUACAACUGAUUGCUUAAUGAAACAUUUUAAAGUUAUCGAUUUAUCCAGGAAAGUUGAUAGACCUGAAAUUCUUGUGGAUAAUGAUCUGUUGAAUGACUUUCUCAAACCUUACAUUGAUGAUGCUUUAUCAAAAUGCAGAAUUGAGGAUAUCUUGAAAUUAGAUAUUGACGAUAAACUGAUUCCUAUGCUACCUGGUCAAGCAUUAAAGGAAUUCUGUGACAUACCACCUGAAGAAUUUGAAAAGUCAAGUCUUGCACGUAAAAUUCUAUUUGCAAUUAAUUGUAAAGAAAAGGUUUUGGUGUAUUUUGAUGAAUAAAAUAGUUUAUUCAAGUUUCUGUUAUUUAUUAAAGUUUUAUAAAACUAUUCAAAUUAUGACUCGUCACUGUAAUCAGAUUAAAAGCACCAGAAAUUAAU